This is a messenger RNA of Geodia barretti, 1830 nucleotides long. Lineage: Eukaryota; Metazoa; Porifera; Demospongiae; Tetractinellida; Geodiidae. The record is from the annotation of a GenBank genome assembly.
AUGCCGGCCAGCCAGACUACCAACGAAGAGAUCGCCGAACUGUUCGAACAUCUCGGCAUGAUGCUGGAGAUGAAGGGCGAUUCUGCAUUCAAGAUUCGCGCCUACCAGCGUGCCGCACGCACCAUCGAAGAGUUGUCAUUCCCCUUGGACCAGGCCGUCGCCGACGGACAGAAGCUCACCGGCAUCCCCGGCAUCGGCAAGGCCAUCAGCGAAAAGAUUCACGAGCUUGUCACCACCGGCCAGGUCCAGACCUUCGAGCGCGUCAAGUCCGAGCUGCCCGAGGGUGCCCUCAACCUGCUGGCAAUACCCGGCAUCGGCCCCAAGACCGCCGUGCUCAUCGGCACCGAGCUGGGCAUCAGCACAAUCGAGGGGGUGGAGCAGGCCGCGCAGGACGGCCGCCUAGCCUCUCUGCCUCGCAUGGGCAAAAGGGCCGCCGACAGCAUUCUCCGCCACAUCCGCGCCUCCCGUUCCAUUAGCAGCGACCGCACGCCCAUUGGCCAGGCCUUGUCCAUUGCGGAGGCUGCCAUGGCUGGCCUCCGCGAGCGCGAUGCGGAGAUCUCCAUCCUGACCCCCGCCGGCAGCCUCCGUCGCUGGGAGGAGACCAUAGGUGACGUCGACCUGGUAGCCAUCACCCCGCAGCCCGAAGAGCUGGGUCGCUGCCUGGCCGAGCUGCCCCAGGUCCGCGAGGUACUGGUCAACGGUCCCCGAAAGACCAGCGUAAUCGUCGACCCGGGACUGCAGAUCGAUCUGCGGACCGGCGAGGCCGAGUCAAUCGGUGCCAUGCUCCAGUAUUUCACUGGCAGCCAGCAGCACAACAUCCGUCUGCGUGACUUUGCCAACCGAAUGGGUCUCUCCCUCAAUGAGUACGGCAUCACCAAUGUCGAGUCAGGGCAGGUGGAGGUUUUUCCCGACGAAGAGUCCUUCUACGCCCGGUUGGGCCUGCCGCUGAUUCCACCAGAACUGCGUGCCGGCAUGUGGGAGCUUGAAGCGGCCAUCGAGGGCCGACUUCCCCAGCUCGUCGAGCCCCUGCACCUCCGCGGUGAUCUCCACCUGCAUAGCGACUGGAGCGACGGCAGCGACCCCAUCGAGACCAUGGUCGCGACUGUUGCUUCCAUGGGCUACGAGUACAUGGCCCUAACCGACCACUCCCAGGGCCUGGGCGUCGCCAACGGUCUCACCCCCGACCGGCUGGCGGCCCAACGCGAGGUCCUCCGCCAGUUGCAGGAGCGCUACGACAUCCGCAUCCUCGCCGGCUCUGAGGUCGACAUUCGCUCCGAUGGCCGAAUGGACUUCCCCGACGAGGUGCUGGCCGAGUUGGACGUGGUCGUGGCAUCCGUGCACAACGCCAUGUCCCAGGAUCGCGAGACCAUGACUCGUCGCGUCAUCCGAGCCAUGGAACAUCCGUCGGUUACCAUCAUCGGCCAUCUCUCCACCCGGCUGCUGGGCCAGCGCCCCCCCACGGAUUUCGACCUGGAGGCGGUGCUGCAGGCCGCCCGGGACACUGGAACAGCGCUGGAAAUUAACGCCUCUCCCGAACGGCUGGAUCUGAAGGACACUCACGCUUACCGUGCUCGUGAGCUCGGCAUCCCGCUGGUCAUCAGCACCGACUCCCAUCAUCAUUCCCACCUGUCCGGCGGACGGUUCGGCGUGGCUGUGGCUCGCCGAGCCUGGUGCGAGCCACAGCACAUCCUCAACACCAUGCCGCUGGACCAUUUCCGCCGAUUCAUCACAACUCCCAAACCGCAGCGCAUCAAGGUGUUCGACGACGUAGUGGCCACCGCCGCGCCGUCAGUCCCCAACGGUCAUGCCUCUUCACAGGCCGGAGCCUGA